Molecule: messenger RNA, 1964 nt
Organism: Belonocnema kinseyi
Lineage: Eukaryota; Metazoa; Arthropoda; Insecta; Hymenoptera; Cynipidae
Exons: 13
Coding region: 129-1964 (611 amino acids)
Source: RefSeq, a predicted model, not a curated record
GUAAAUUAUAAUAAAUAUCUAUACAAUAUUCGGGCGGGUGGAAAAUGCAAAAGUUUUGAAUGUUGAAAUCGCUCGUGCUGAAAAAUUUCUAUCUUUUAUGAAAAUAGAGAUACCUGUCAAUCUUGAAAAUGAAGAUUUCAACGUGGUCAACACUUCUCUUCUCCAGUGGUUUUUUAAUGCUAGUUUCUUCAAAUACAUUAUCAACGGAGGAUCAUGUCAACCUGAUUACAGACCUCUAUAAUGUUUACAAACCGUCCUCCCUAACAAUAAUACAUUUUAUUGAUCCCCAUGAUAUCUCCCAGAUAAAUACUAUUUUCGAUACGAUAAUAUUAUUUUCGAGAGCAAGAGUUAUGACAAUUACUUUGAAGUUGGAACAAGACUUUUUGCCUAAGGAUUAUACUAAAACCUUGACAAACGCUAAAAAGCCAAUGAAUGUAGUUUUCCUCAGUUCCGAAAGAGACAUAUCAGAGAAGUUCGAUCAAUAUUAUGAUGACUUAUUUCUUGCCCUGCAAUUUGCUGCCAAUUUUACGGCUAAAAAUGUUGAAAUAAAAGAUACUUUUGGCGUUGAGUCUUGGAACAAAACUAGCAAGACAUGGUCAGGUGGUAUGGGCCUAAUUCAAAAUCACGAGAUUGAUAUUUUAGCACAUGUAGUUCCGUCAAAUAAUGAGAUUUUAAAUUCAGCUGAUUUGACUGUGCCACUAAAAAAAAUCGAAUUGUGCCUUUUCAUAAGAAGACCAACAUCUGAAGCAGCAGAUUUGUGGUCUAGUUAUUUCAAGCCAUUUACCUACAAAACAUGGUGCGCUUGGAUAGUGACUCUUAUAGUCAUAGUGACUCUUCUCACCUUGUUGAGACUCAAAGCAGAAACUGGCUUAUACCACGGUGGCAUUUCGGAAAAUUUUCUACAUGUUUGGGGAUGUUAUUUUCAGCAAGGAUUACCAGAAUUUCCGCAAGCUUUAGCGCUUCGAUUAUUUUAUUAUUCGACUUUCCUUUUCGGAUUUGUGAUUUUUGCGAUAUACUCAGCAUCUUUUGUAAGUGAACGGACAGUACUUCAGGAACAUUUACCUUUCAAGUCAUCGGAGGAAUUUUUGAAAGACAAAUCCUAUAAGCUGGCAGUCAUUGAUGCUCAACUUUAUGAUGAAGUGACGGCAGAUCCAAUACAGUUGGCAAUGCAAAAGAUGCUCAUAAAAAGGAACCAAUCACCAAGAAAUACACAAGAUGCUAUGAAUCUGAUUUGCAGUCAAAAGAUUGCACUCUACAGUACUGACAUCAUUACAUCUCAGCUGCCUCAAGGUACAAAGCUACCAUGCAAUUUGGUAAAAAUUUACCUUCAAAGACACAUAUAUAUCCGUAUGGCCAUGCCUAAGAAGAGUCCGUAUAACAAAGCUAUUAAUUCUUACAUCAUAAAACUCAGGGGAAAUGGCAUAUUAAAGCGCAUUGAGUCAGUGCUUCAAGAUAGCAGCAGCAGCAGAAUUUCCUUAAUAAAUGCACCUACUGAACAAAACUAUGAGCCUACAACCAUUUUCGAUAUAGCAACACUUUUGGCGAUAUUAUGUGGAAGCGUGAUUUUGUCUAUUCUGAUACUAUUUCAUGAAAAGGGGCCCCUGGUGGAAUUUGAAUAUAUUCCUGAGAAAUCAAGCAAUCAGGGCAAUACCGAACAGAGUGUUUCAUUUUCGCAUGUCAGGAGGUUUUCAUUUUCACCUCAGAACGGUCGCAAUGCACGAUUACGCAGACGAGUAUAUUACGCCAAAUUAUGCAUUCCAACUGGAAACGGUUCAGGCAGCCCUGACUGUUUAAGUUUCGAGGGUACCGAUUUGCGUAUUGCCGUAGAAGCAGGGAGGAUUAAGGCAGAUAGGAGUAUUAUCGACAAUAUCUGCAUUCUGCAGCAGAUGGGAGAUAUUGUUGGAGGCGAUGAAGGAGCGGAAAGUGGAGUGGGGUCUGAUCGAGAGCGUAAGGGAGAUAUAUGA